Messenger RNA from Rhagoletis zephyria (snowberry fruit fly), 538 nucleotides. RefSeq names its product acyl-CoA-binding protein-like. Gene Ontology annotation, molecular function: fatty-acyl-CoA binding. Gene Ontology annotation, biological process: fatty acid metabolic process. The record is from RefSeq and is a predicted model, not a curated record. NCBI's taxonomy places the organism in Eukaryota, Metazoa, Arthropoda, Insecta, Diptera, Tephritidae.
AGAGCUUAGACACUAAACAGCACAUAAUGGAUUUCCACACUGCCAGCGAAAAAGCCAAAGCUUUCACCAAGAAGCCAACCGAUGCCGAAUUCUUGGAAUUCUACGGUUUGUACAAGCAAGCUACUGUCGGCGAUGUGAACAUUCCAGCUCCCGGCGCUCUGGACCUGAAGGCCAAGGCCAAAUUUGAUGCGUGGAGCAAGCACAAGGGUCUGUCGGCAGAUGACGCGAAAGCGGCCUACAUUGCUGUCUACCAGAAGUACGCGCCCAAAUAUGCUUGAGCGGGAAAAUAAAUUUGUUCAAUGACAUUGAACUAUUGAGUGGACAUAACAAAUGCUUUUGUAAUUCAUUAUAGUGCGUGGAACGUGAAAAUAAAUUAUUUUACCAGUUUAAAUGGGUGUGUGUUUUUAUUCAACCUGAUUAAUUGCAGAAUUGGUGUAAUAUGAAAAAGUUUAUAAGAAAACUUUAAUCAAGGCAUGUUUUAAUCCCUAACAUGAUUUCGCCUGGAAGUUGAAAAUCUUACUGUACAGUAGUAUUUUUU